Crotalus tigris (Tiger rattlesnake) is the source of this 7005-nucleotide messenger RNA. It is a transcript of the gene RADIL, whose product is annotated as Rap associating with DIL domain. Gene Ontology annotation, cellular component: microtubule. Lineage: Eukaryota; Metazoa; Chordata; Lepidosauria; Squamata; Viperidae. Gene Ontology annotation, molecular function: GTPase binding. The record is from RefSeq and is a predicted model, not a curated record. Gene Ontology annotation, biological process: substrate adhesion-dependent cell spreading; neural crest cell migration; signal transduction. The coding region runs from base 477 to 3908 and encodes 1143 amino acids. The transcript has 15 exons.
GAGGUCUGCUCUCUAUUUACAUGUGACAGUUUCUGUAAGAAACGAGUUUGUGAUGCAAUGGCAGCGGUGAUCAGGAGACACGAAAGAGAGAAGUUUUGUGUGUUUAUUUUGCAGGAAUAGCAAUGCAAAGGCAAUUCCCCUUUCUUUGUUUUUUGGAUCCUUUUCCCCCAAAUAAUGUACAGGAAGAGGCUCAAGAUGUUUGGGGUUUUUUUUUUGCGUUCAUGAAAACUGCAGCUAAGAACGAACCCUAACCAUUCCCACAUACAGGGGCAAGUAGAAGCUUGCCUGGUUGUCAUUGGUGACCCAACUGGGUUAUGCUGGGAGGAGGCUCCUAAGGAGAACUUUUCUGCCCUCCCUCACCUCUAAAAUUGAGCCCUGGGAUUAUCUGGCCUUGGGGUGGGCUUGGUGGUCUUUUCCGAAGGCUUUGGAUCGUGUCUUUCCGCUGGAUCUGGAUCAAAGAUUUGGAGCCACUUUCCAUGACACCCACCUGCGUGAUGUUCUACAGAUCGCCUUCAGCCAUGUCGCCACCUUCCAAAAACCGAUUCAAGCGACAAAGCCGGAUCUUCUCCCAGGUCUUGUACCGGACCCUAAGCUACAAGGAUCGCAGCUCGGUGGCCACUUAUUCGGGGUCAAGCAAGGAGGAUCCGUCGGAACUGUCCACCCAGGUCUCGGCCCCGGGAGUCCUCAAGAUCUUUGGAUGUCAUGUCUGUGUGGGGACUCACUACAAGAGUGUCUUGGCCACGGCCAGCUCGUGUGCCCAGGAGCUGCUGAAAGAAGCUCUUGAGCGGUACGGACUCAGCAGGGUGGAUGUGGGCCGUUACGCUCUCUGCGAUGUCGUUGGGACGUUUGCUGGCUCGGAAAAGCAGUGGAAGACGGAAGGCUUGAGAAUCCUGAGGGACCACGAGAAACCUCUUUUGAUCCAGGAGCUUUGGAAGCCCCGGGAAGGUUUCUCUCGGAGGUUUGAGCUUCGGAAGAGGUCCGAAGUGGAGGAGAUGACGGCCGAGGACAAGGACACCAUCACAGCAGGAAUUAAUGCCCAGGCUCGGAAGCUCCAGCGCAACCGGACCAAAGGCACCAUGACCCUCUUGGCAGCUUGCCAUACUUCGCCCCCCAGCCUUAGGCGCACUGUCAGCGAGACCAGCCUUAGCCAAGCAGGCCUCCCGGAGGACCAGAAAAAGGAGGGGCCUCUUCGGCGGCACUACUCCACACUGCCGGAGACCCUCCGAUGCAUGGAGGGGGUGCCAGACGGGCGGGCAUCUGCCGCCACUGAAGAGGCAAACGGAAGCAGCACCUUGAGGCUCUCCCUCUAUCAGUCCCCACAUCUUCUGCUCCUGCAGGGAUACAGCCAGCAACAUGACAGUCUGGUGUACCUGUUGAACCGCGAGCAGCACACAGUUGGCCAAAGGACUCAAGCCAGCAAGCCAAGUAUUAGCCUUUCGGCACCGGACAUCCUUCCUCUCCAUUGUUCCAUCCGGCGGGUGAAGCUGCCCAGCCGUUCUCACCACCGCUCCGAAGAGAGACUCAUCUUGGAACCCAUCCCUGGCGCCAGCGUCUCCAUCAACUUCUCCGAGGUGGGAAAGACGGUGGUCCUCCGUCACGGGGACCUCAUCUCCCUUGGCCUCUCCUACUUGUUCCUCUACAAGGACCCUCUGAAAACUCAGCUGCUGCCCACCCAGACGCUGGUGAGGCUGAAAGCCCUGCGCCGGGCUUCUGAAGCUGAGCUGUCAUCCACCUGCAAGAUGUGUGGCACCCAUUUCAAAGACAAGGCCUCUUCUUCUUCCAAAAAGCAGGAUGUCCAGUCCUACUCUGGCCGGAAGAACGGCCGGAGAAAGCUACAGCUGGAGUUUGACAAGGCCAACGAAGAUCUCUUGCUGAGAAGAGUCAUGACGCUCAUCGAACCCACAGGAGAUGACCACAAGUUGGCGCCGGCCUUUUUACUGUGUCUCUGCAUCCAGCACUCGGCCACCCGUUUUCGGCUGGGAGACUUUGGGCAGCUGCUCCUCAAGGCAACGAAAAUGAUCCAGAGGAGCGUGUGGGAGAAAACAAACGAGCUUGCAGAGAAACAAUCCUUACACCAGGAUCCAGCGUCGCUUUCCCGCUUUACCAUCACAGACCUUCUCCCCGACCUUCAGCAUGUGCUUUUCUGGAUGUCCAACUCCAUCGAAAUCCUGUAUUUCAUUCAGCAGAAAUCCCCCGUUUACAUCCAGAACAUGGAAGAAGAGCUGGACAUCAAGGGUUCCAAGGAAUCCCUCUUCUCCUUGACCAUCACAGCCAGUGAGGAAGCCAUGACAGUUCUUGAGGAAGUGAUCAUGUACACCUUUCAGCAGUGUGUUUAUUACAUCUCCAAGUCCCUUUAUGUGGCUUUGCCCCCGUUAUUGGAGUGUAACCCCUUUCAAAGUGAAGGCCAGGAUGGCUGGGUCUCCUCUCCUCAGUUGCCCAAGGAAAUCCGCAAAGUGGUUCUGAUUUACCAAGCCGCCCUGGACCUUCUCCAUCAGUACGAUGUCCAUCCUGAAGUCACCUCCCAGAUGUUUGCCUACCUCUUCUUCUUCUCCAACACCCUCCUCUUCAACCAGCUCAUGGAAAAAGGUUCUUCUCUGGGCUGUUUCCACUGGUCGAAAGGGGUCAGGAUACGGGCUACCUUACAUCUCCUUCUGGAAUGGGCCCAGAGCGUGGGCCUGGGGCCGUUAGCUGACCAGUUCUUCAUCAAGCUCUCCAGCAUCGCCAGCCUGUUAGCCAUGCCAAAUUCUCAGCUGCUGCAGAUGACCUGGCCAGUUUUGAGAAGUGAAUUUCCUGCCUUGAACGCAGCACAGCUCCAUCACAUUUUGAUGCAGUACCAGACUUCAUCUGCCAUGGGGUGUGUCUCUGCAUGGCAACCCAGCAACAGUGAUGCUCUUGCAGCUGUGAGGACAGAUGACAUUAUGGAAUCUUUUGAUAACCAUCCACCCAUCAUGCUGCCCACUGGAGGGUUCAAGGUGGACCUGGAGACCGAUCAUCUUGAUGACAAUGUCUACCGCCACCUUCUGUACAUCCGCCAUUUCCUGUGGAGCCUACGCAGCAAAAGUCCCCACUCCAGUGACUCUCUGGAGGCAGAACCCCCAAAGACGGAAACAAUCAGCUGCCAAGUGACCCCUCCAGCAGAGUCUGAGACAAUAGUUGGAUCAGUUGAGAGUGCCUUUGACUGGACAAAUGGCAGGCAGAUGAUGAACUGUGAGAAGCUAAAGAUGGGGGAGAACGUCUCCCAGGUCACUGGGACCAACCUAUCCAUCCCAGACUAUGGGACUGGUGAAACACAGCUAGCUAAGACCCUCCAACAGCACCAUCUUGAGAGACCAAAGGGGAAGAACGGGACUAAGGCGGUCACUGUGUCCAUGGACUCUUCUUGUUUGCUGACCCCGCCCAACACACCCCUAAUCUUUGACUCCAUUGGUCGGGAAUUGUCCCCAGAAACUACUCCUGGGAAGGACAUCCCAGAGCCUCGGAGGAAUGGACUCAAUGGCACCAAAACCCCAAUCCAGGAAGGAUCUUCUCCCACGCCCUACGACUUUCCUACUCCGGCUUCUUCGAAUCGCAGCUCAGCCACUGAUGAUUUUUGCUACGUCUUUGUGGUGGAACUGGAAAAGGGGCCCAUCGGUUUGGGGAUGGGGCUGAUCGACGGCUUGCAUACCCCUUUAAGUUCUCCUGGGAUCUACAUUCGGACUUUGAUCCAAGACAGCCCAGCAGCAGCAGAUGGCAGACUCUCCAUUGGGGACCGCAUCCUUGCUGUUAACGGCACAAGCCUCAUUGGCUCUCAUUACCAGAGCGCUGUAGACCUCAUUCGAUCUGGGGGGAAGAAACUGCGCUUCCUGGUGGCCAAGUCUGAUCUGGAAGUCGCCAAGAAGAUCAGCUAUAGUUCUUCCCCUUCUCCGUAAAAAAAAAAACCUGGUCAAAAGCAUCCUUCGGCAUUCAUCUACCGUUGAAGGUUCUCAAGGGUAGCGGAGUAAGCUUGGUAGGACCAUCAGCAGUCGACACACUGGGAAGUUCAGAACGCUGCCUGGAGUUGCAAUUGGUCAAUUUGUGUGUAUGUGUGGGGAGGGGGGCACAGCGUCAUGGUAUCCUGAGACCCAGAGGUUUCCCACCAAGUGCCCCAGUACUGACUACAAAGCAUUUUUCAAUAGGACAUGAAAAAGUUGAUCUUCUAGCAACUUCCAAGUACUGGAAUUCAGAACAAGCUAACCCCUCCUUGCUUUGCUUUGCAGUGAAUUCCAUCUGUGUCACACAGUCCUUUUAAUACAAAGUUUGCAAGGUUCCCAGCUGGUUACUUGGGAUCUGCUGCUGCUAAGGACUUCACUGGUUGCAGAUAUCUUGCCCACUGUACCAAUUGAUGUUUGUUGCAAUGACUGAUCAAGUGAACGGACUUUAAGGAUACAGUACUGAUACGGACUUUAAGGAUACAGCCCUUGGAGGCUCUGAAGCUUUCAGUUCUGGUUUUUGCCCUAAUGGUCUCUGUAUUCAGCUCAGAAUGGUCUGGAACCAGCUGCCUGCUGCGGGGUGUGGAAAUCAAAUUAGGAGCAUUUUAACGAGGUUUGGGAAAUAAUAAUUGCAUGCCGGUAACCAAAGAUGGAUGCUUUAUAAAAACAUUCCCUUCCUCCGGUUAAGUAAGAAGGGAAUGUUGCUAUGUACGUAAGGGAAAAUGGGCUAUUUAAACAAAAAUAGAAUGGGCGGUUUUCUCUUGCUAGUAUGGCUACUUUGCAUACAGGAUUUCUCUCUUUGGAUCAUCCGUGGGAUAAACCAAAAGCAAUAAGAAGGAUAGCUCUGAAAAAUGACGUCACAGGAAUUCUGAGUUGGGAUUAGAGUUGGAUGAAGACCCCUCCUGGUUGAUCAUUCUUAAUUUAGCCAAUCUCACAGGGCUUUCCAGUAAAGUUAUCGUAUCUGAGAGUGUACAUGAUGAUGUAGAUUGCUACCUAAAGUCACUUGAGAUUGGAGAAAAAAAAGACAGACAGAAAGAAAAAAGAGGGAAGGAAAGAAGGAAGGAAAGAAAGAGAAAGAAGAGGGAAGAAAGGGAAAGAAAGAGGAAGGAAGGAAAGAGAGAAAAGAGAAAAAGAUAAAUUUGGGCUGCACUAAUCGAGAUUACCACUAGACGGCAGCAGAUACACAACACAGUAAAUCUCUGCUGCCAUCCAGUGGCUGUCCAGAGUGCAGCAGUCAGCCUUCUGGUACAGGAGCAGAAGGCUGCCUUCUAAUGUCACCUGCUUUGAUCAGGACAUUCCAUUUGGGGGCUUCUCAGACCGAACUCAUUGAUGAGCUUCGCCAGCGUCUGAAAGACAAGCGGCCAACGCCUGGGCAGGUGAUGACAUUCAAGUAUGACUAGACUCAAAUUCAAAGAUUUUCCUCUUAGGAACAUCAGAUGGUUCGAAUUGCUGAGGACCAACAGCCAAGAGCCUCGCUCGGCUCUUCCAACCGUCUAUGGAUGCCAAGACCAACAAUCGGGUGGCUGCCACUUUGGCGAGGCCGUGCUGCCCCCUGCUGGGCUGCCGAGUCCCUUUGCAAUCCAAAAGGGGAGGCUGGGGAAGAGCUUCCAACCCAGACAAAGGCAGACAGGAUUGGUGGCCAGUAGUAACGCUGCAAAAAUAAUUCCUGAAAUAAAGUGGGUUUUAAUUGCUUAGCUACCCACUCUCUUCCGGGCUGCUUGCCAAGGACUGCAGGAGAAGUAGAAAAUUAAGAUCGUGGCAUCGAAAAGGUCAGCGUUGCCCAAUCGUGGUGCUUCCCAGAUGCUUGCUUGAAGGCGCCAAAAUCUUCAAGAUCAGGAGAUCAGUGCUACUUGGGGCCUGGCCUGGCAAGCAGCUGGGGAGGAUGGGUUGGGGAACAUUGGAAGAAUAUAAUCUCAACGUGUGAUCUGAUAGGUGGAGGAAACCAGAGUUGGCCCAGGGAUCCUCCUCAAGACAUCAAAUUCACCUGUUCUACUGGCUUACAAAAUCCAUCUGCACUACUGGCUUGAAAAAAAAAAGACCCAUAGAAGUGGAUGAUGGUCUAAAAUGGUGUUGGCAAUCCUCCAAAUUUGCUGGGUAUUUUGUUCUUUCCAGCCCUUCAGCCAAGCUAAGGGUUGUUUUGUUCCAUGCUAAUGCCAUGUUCUUUGUAGGCCUGCAAUCGAUUGCCUAUCUCUUCUAUUGAUCUCCAGCGAACAAAAAUUUGGGAGGAUCUAUGUGGCUCUCCCACUGUUCCUGAAUCACAGAUUCCAUCCCCUCCCUCAUAGAUCUGAUGACACUGACAGAACAAGAUCCAGAGGGUCAACCGAUUGAUUGUGAACUUCCUCAUAAGCACAAAGUCCUUCUGCUUCUAAGGACACAUGAGGAAGAGAAGUAGUACCCUUACGUACCACCAUAAUAAACCAGGGGUGUCUCCAACCUUGGCAACUUUUAAGACUUGUGCACUUCAGUGCCCAGAAUUCCUGGCUGGCUGUGGAAUUCUGGGUCUUGGAAGUCUGCAAGUCUUCAAGUUGCCAAGGUUGGAGACCCCUGCCAUCAACCAUGAAUGCCUCUGCCUGGGCAAAUUCCUCCACCAUUUCCUGAAAGCUGAAGAGGGAGAUAAAAGAGGUUGCCACUCAUUUUCCAGAGAAUGUGAAUCUUUGGCUUGUAAGAAUUAAGGGCAGCUGCCUUUUUGCGUUUGUGUUUCUUCAUCUGCUCUGUGUCAACGCUGCAAAUACUGUAUAUUCUUGCUUUGACAAAAUAUGCAAAACUGUCUGGUAUUUUGAGAGUUAAUGCAGAGCAGAGGAGGGAGGAGGGAAAAGCCCGGGAAACAGAAGGGAAGUGAAUCUUUGCCCUUCAAGUUAAUUGGAAGAUGUGAAUUAUAACCCCAAAAUAAGGGAGGGAAAAUGCCUGGAAUGUUAUUAGUCAGACACAUGACACUCUGCAUCUUGCAGGUGGGUGGGGAAUGUAUAUAAUUCUAAUACUGCAAAGGACUCUAGUGGGCGGAUUCGAACCGUUCCCUUCUGUGUCUAAAGACGGGAUGAAGUAAAAUAAGAACAUCACA